Messenger RNA from Rhizophagus irregularis DAOM 181602=DAOM 197198, 760 nucleotides. RefSeq lists its product as uncharacterized. The record is from RefSeq and is a predicted model, not a curated record. Lineage: Eukaryota; Fungi; Glomeromycota; Glomeromycetes; Glomerales; Glomeraceae.
AUUAUUAGUCCGCCAUUUCCUCCGAACAUAGAACCAAAAGUUUUGGCACUAGAACUUUUUAAUAAAGGAGGAAAACGAAGCAAGAAGAUGCUAAACGAAUUCUUUCUUUUUCGUAAGGAAUUUGUUCGCGAACUUAAACGACAAAAUCUUCAUCCAAGACAAACCAAGGUAUCAUCACUAGCAUCUACGUCUUGGCACAAACAGAAACCAAGUGUCAAAGAUGAAUAUAGAAGAUUGGCCAGGGAAGUCGAGCAUAUAUUUAAUAUUGAAAGACAAAGAGAAGCUAAAGAAGCUUCUAAAGCAGAAUCCAAUGAAUCAUCUACAGAUGAUUCUGUACCUUCUCCAACAGAUCCUAAUAAUUUGCAUUUACCACAAUUAUCCUUAAGUAAUUCCGAUAAUAUGAAUACUUUUUUAAAUAAUCAAAAUAAUGUUAGGUUACCAUCAACUUAUCAAGAAUAUUUUUCUUGGCCAUAUAAUCAUAAUCAAUAUAUCCGAAAUGUCACGCCUGUUACGUCGUCGUCAUAUAGUAGACAUUUUACAACUACAAAUUACCUUCCAUAUGUCGACCAAGUAGUCGUACCUUCUCAAAAUUCGCAAGAUUAUUUUACACCACCGAAUUAUUCUAGAUAAAUUACGUAUUAUACAUGGCAAAAUAUGAAGAAAAUUUACGAAAUUUUUCAUCGAAAUGAUCAUGAUCAUUAUAUUCGACGAAUUAAUGAAAAUGCAUAUACUGUAUAUGCUGUAUGCAUAUUUACGAUAU